Messenger RNA from Drosophila sulfurigaster albostrigata, 1782 nucleotides. It is a transcript of the gene Polr3C, whose product is annotated as DNA-directed RNA polymerase III subunit RPC3. Gene Ontology annotation, molecular function: single-stranded DNA binding. Bases 140 to 1765 code for a protein of 541 amino acids. Gene Ontology annotation, biological process: DNA-templated transcription. Gene Ontology annotation, cellular component: RNA polymerase III complex. The record is from RefSeq and is a predicted model, not a curated record. The transcript has 4 exons. NCBI's taxonomy places the organism in Eukaryota, Metazoa, Arthropoda, Insecta, Diptera, Drosophilidae.
GUCGGCCUUUUGAAAACAGCUGCGAUCACACUGCAAAUUGCAUUCACCGGUUGUUUACAUGUGUGUUUUGGUUUUUGCUAAAAUAAAACAAAUUUUAAUUGAUAAAUGAUAAUUGAUAACAGUUAAAUUUGUGUAAAUCAUGUCUGCUGACUACGCGGACUUGUGCUCGGCCAUACUGGAACAGUGCUUUGGCAAGGUGGUGCAGUCUGUGGCCGACUGCCUCUUCUCGGCGACCACGCGCACGUUGUCUCAAAUAGUGAGCAGCACCAAUUUCUCGAGAAAGGAAGUGGGACUCGCGCUGUCUGUGCUGAUUAAGUUCCGGCUGGUUAAUUUUGAACCCUCCAAAAGCAAUGCCUACCUUCCAGAGUACUCCCUAAGGCGGGAAGACGUAAUCUGCUUGCUUCGCUAUUCCCGCUACAUACAUUUGGUGCAGUCGAAGUAUGGGAAUGUUGGAGCAUCAAUUGCAGAGGAGCUGCUCAAUUCUGGUUCCGAUACAGCAACAAGUAUCCUGUUGAAAUGUUUGUCCAAUGGCGAAAACAAAUCGGAAACUGCCGAGAGCUACAAGAAUAUACUUCUUAAAAUGAUUGCGGAUCAUUAUAUCAUUAAGUCACCCGAGUUGAUCACGAGUGAGGAGGGAGAUGAUUUGGUGCCAAGAUUCCUGACCAACGAGUGCGAUUUCUUUGUGCCUCCCAUCAUUGAUUUGCAGCUGCUGGCCAAGAUUCAAAAAGGCGAGUCCACGUUGUCAAAUGCACAAGACGGUGCGAUGGUGUGGCACUUGAACUAUGAUAGAUUCCACCAGGAGUUCAGGGAUGACAUUAUGAAGAUUGCCAUUGAGCGAAAACUGGGUGAAAAUGCCGCCGAAUGUUUCCGAUUUAUACUGAAUAUUAUGUACAAUACCACAGAUCCUUGGCAGAGGAGGGUUUCCAAUCAAGUUACCUAUGUGGAGAUCAAACAGACAAUUGAGAGGAAAUCAAAUAAUCUGGACCUACUUAAGCAUUUGGAUCAAUAUAUCGCUUUGAUCACGGACGAUUCACUUGGUUUUCUGCGCAAAGUUGGCGACAUGGGCGGUGGACAAUAUGUGGUCGAUAUGGAGAGCUCAUUUGAGUCCUUGGCUUUUGCUUGCGUUGAGUCUGUGAUUACUGAACGCUUUGGUUCGAAGGCAGCGCGCAUCUUUCGAGUGAUUCGGUUCAAGAAGUUCAUCGAGCAGGAGGAUUUGCAAAAGGAGGCUAUGAUACCGGCAAAGGAGGCCAAAUCUCUUGCCUACAAUCUGUUCCAGGAGCAGUUUAUACAUGUGAAGGUCAUAAAGAAGGCCGGCGGAGGAGGCAGUGGACCAGCCAAGGCAUUCUAUCUCUUCCAGAUAAAAAACAAAAGAUGUAAGGUUCAGAUAAUAUUGAAAUUUAAGCAAUAUAUCAAUUCAUUUCUAUUACAGACUGUAAGAAUGUUGCUGGAUGUUUGCUACAAAGCACUUUACAACAUUAUAAGACGCUCGAAUUUUGAGAAAAGUGAACACAAGGGAUUGAUUGAGAAAUCGCAACGACUUGACAGCAUUGUGGAAACUAUGAAAGAACGCGGUGAAUCAGAGGACUAUAUUGCAGAGAUUGUGGAAACAUUUACGCCGCCUGAGUGUGAAAUUCUCAAUAAGGUUAAGCAUCGCAUUAAAACCUUAUCGAAAGCUGAGCUUACGCUGGACGACACGAUAUUCCUAUUACAAAUGUAUCAACAUCAUUGCACAACUUUGCCAACGGGCAUUCAGAAAUUUAAAUAAACGUUACGUAUUUUGAA